AUGAAGGAACAAAGGGGAAUACCUACUUCAGAGCUAAGUAUGAGUGCUAUAUUAAAACAGGCAGCAAAUAUAUACACGAUAACACUUUUCCGUGAUUUUGAAGAAGAGUUCAAGCUUUCUGUGGCAAGUAGUGCAAAGUUCAAGGGAAAUGUUGGAAGAACAGUGUUUUUUAAGGUGUGGAUAGAAGGAAUAACAGGAUCAAGGCAAGAAGUUCAAUUCAAAAUGGAAGAUUCAACCGUCACUUGCACAUGCAAAAACUUUGAAGAAUCUGGAUGGUUGUGCUUCCAUUGUUUGAGAAUAUUGCAUUUACAUUCAAUCAAUACAAUUCCAGAUCGUUACAUAACAACAAGAUGGACUAGAUAUGCAAAGAAACAGAUAUGGGAAAGGGUUGAUACGAUAAAAAGGGAGAAAGGGAAAAUCAACAAUUUUACUGGUUGGAGAUUACAUAUGAUCAGAAGAUACUAUAACUUAAUUUUGAAAGGGCAUAAGAUAGCAAAGGCCAGAAAAUUUAUCGAGGAGAAGUUUAAAACGGAUAAUAAAGCAGUUGAUGAAAUCAUAAAAAAGGAAGAAGAAAGGAAGGCAAAAGAAGAAGCUGCAAAGAUAGCAGAACAAGAAAAGGCAAAAGCUGAAGCACACCGAGAAACACAAGACGGGGAAUCAACUAAUUCUGAAAUAACAAUUGUGCUUGAUCCUGAUCGUGCUAAUACUAAAGGAAAGAGUAAGAAGAGAAUAAAGGGUCAAUAUGACAAUUACAAACAGCCAUCAAAGAAAGGAAAAAAGAAACACAAAGAAUUUGGAUCCAAGACACCAAAUAUUCAAUUAUUUACACCUAAAGAACAACUACUUUAG
Messenger RNA from Spinacia oleracea (spinach), 849 nucleotides. Its product is annotated as protein FAR1-RELATED SEQUENCE 9-like. Lineage: Eukaryota; Viridiplantae; Streptophyta; Magnoliopsida; Caryophyllales; Amaranthaceae. Gene Ontology annotation, molecular function: zinc ion binding. The record is from RefSeq and is a predicted model, not a curated record. Bases 1 to 849 code for a protein of 282 amino acids. The transcript has 3 exons.